Messenger RNA from Rhinolophus ferrumequinum (greater horseshoe bat), 3279 nucleotides. It is a transcript of the gene ERMAP, whose product is annotated as erythroblast membrane associated protein (Scianna blood group). Gene Ontology annotation, biological process: T cell receptor signaling pathway; regulation of cytokine production. Gene Ontology annotation, cellular component: external side of plasma membrane. The record is from RefSeq and is a predicted model, not a curated record. Gene Ontology annotation, molecular function: signaling receptor binding. The coding region runs from base 355 to 2064 and encodes 569 amino acids. NCBI's taxonomy places the organism in Eukaryota, Metazoa, Chordata, Mammalia, Chiroptera, Rhinolophidae. The transcript has 12 exons.
UGUGCCUUGUUUGUGUAUAGGGACAGCGAGAAGGGAGUCUGUAGGACAGAGGGAGCCCCUGGCUGAGGGCUUCAGAAGUUAGAAUAAAAAACGAAAUUUCCCAGGCCCACCUCCAGAGCCCUUCCUGCGAAGUCUGCCUGAUGUCUGAUCUCCGUGAAUGGACGGAGGGAGUGUUCCCAGCUUGGAGACCCCAGCUCUGCUGGUGAGGGACAAAGGGCCCCGAUACCAAAGGUGAACGAAUGCUGUGUAUGCAGCCUCCAUCUCCGUCCCACCUCCUAGGCUGUACACUUUCUCACAUCAAGCUCACCAAUCCUCUCUGGCGUCUGUCUCCCUGUGUCUGGCCUCUUAGUUCGGAUGGAGAGGGCAAGGUCCUCUGACUCCUGGCUCUCCAGCUGCCUCAUCACACUCGUCUGCCUCCAGCUGCCCAUGCACGUGUCAGGGGACCUCAGCAAGUUCCACCUUGCCCCGCUAGGGGGCACAGCCGAGCUGCUCUGCCCUGUAUCCUCGUGGCCGUCCACGACGCUCACGGAGGUGUGGUGGCUGCGGUCCCCGCCCCCCGGACGCUCCCAGGUGGUUCACCUGUUCCAGGAUGGGAAAGACCGAGAGGAAGAUGUAAUGCCGGAAUAUAAGGGGAGGACGGAGAUGGCGAGAGACGACCAAGAGGGAAAUAUCACACUGAAGAUCCAUCACGUCCGGCUGGAGGACAAAGGACUAUACCGAUGUCAGGUCCAGAUUGGAAACCGGAGUCGAGAGGGCACCGUAACCCUACAGGUUGCAGUUCUAGGCUCUGCCCCUUACAUUCACGUGAAGGGCUACAACGCUGGAUGGAUCCAGCUGGUGUGCAGAUCGGUGGGAUGGUUCCCAAAGCCGUGGGCCCAAUGGAGAGACCCUCAAGGCAGGGUGCUUCCGUCCGAGCUGGAGGCCUACUCCCCAGACGACGCUGGCCUCUUCCAAACAGCGCUGUCCAGCAGAGUCAGGGACAGCGCUGUGGGCAACGUGUCCUGUACGGUCCGCAGCACGGCGCUCGGCCAAGAGAAGACCGCAGCCAUGCUCAUAGCAGCCCCACCUCCAGAGAGGGUCUCCUCCACCGUAGUGGCGCUGGCUAUGAUCCUGCCUCUCCUGGGGCUUCUCAUAGUGAUGGGCAUUUGCAUCAUCUGGAAGCAAAGAAAAGCAAAAGAGAAGCUUCUCUAUGAACAGGUGAUGGAGGUAGAAAAUCUUCUCUCAGACCAUGCAAAAGAAAAAGGAAGGCUCCAUAAAGCCCUCAAGAAACUCCGGAGUGAACUGAAGUUGAAAAGAGCUGCAGCCAACUCAGGCUGGAGAAGGGCCCGGUUGCACUUUGUGGCGGUGACCCUGGACCCUGACACAGCGCAUCCCAAACUCCUCCUGUCUGAGGACGGCAGGAGUGUGACGCUUGGAGACAGAAGACAGCCUGUGCCUGACAAUCCCCAGAGAUUUGAUUUCGUCGUCAGCGUCCUGGGCGCCGAGUACUUCAUGGAUGGUUGUCACUACUGGGAGGUGUACGUGGGAAACAAGACCAAAUGGAUUCUGGGGGUGUGUAGUGAGUCAGUGAGCAGGAAGGGGAAGGUCACCGCCUCUCCCGCCAACGGACACUGGCUUGUGCGACUGAGUCGUGGGAAUGAGUACGAAGCUCUCACGUCCCCGCAGACUUCCUUCCGCCUGAAAGAGCCUCCGCGCUGUGUGGGGAUUUUCCUGGAUUACGAAGCAGGCGUCAUCUCUUUCUACAAUGUGACCAAUCAGUCUCACAUCUUUACUUUCACCCACACGUUCUCUGGCCCCCUUCGCCCUUUCUUUGAACCUUGCCUUCAUGAUGGAGGGAAAAAUACAGCACCUUUAGUCAUCUGUUCAGAACUCCAGAAACCGGAGGAACCAACUGUCCCCAAGCCAGAAGAAAAAAGCCAUGCUAAUGGAGAUAUGGCCCUGAAGGUGGACUCUUCCUUACUGCCCCCUCCGGCACCGGAGCUUCCCCCGCUCAAAGACAUGAUCCAGUCCUGGCCUUCUGAUAUGGGCCCAGCCCUCCAGGGGCUCGAGUUUCCUCCUUUUUAGGGAGGUGCCUUAUUACUUGCUCCCCUGACCAUCUAGUCCAUUGUUCUGGAUUUCAGUGUCCUGGGCCGACGUCAGAUUCUGGAACAUCUCAUCUCUUUCCCCUAAAUCCAUUACCCUUUUGUGGUUUCUAUUCGUAUCACCUUUCCCCAGGGCUCAGUUCUAAAUAAAUCCUAUCUCCUUCUGGGGAUUUGAAGUUCCCAUUGCCCUGGAAGAAUUUUUGAAAACCAAAUGAACAACCAGAUUGGGUUUAGGUGGUGAUGUUGAAUGUGGGUCACUGAGCUCCAAGGGUUCUCCAAUCAAGGGGCUAUUUAGAAGGACUUCAUCCUGCACCUGGGCUUUUAGUUGCAAAGUUACAGGGCCCGGUGCCUAACCCCUUGCUUAUCUCUUCAAGAAUUGCUUUUCUCCUUUUCUUAGUUCAGGCCUCUAGCCCCCUAAGCCAGUGUUUUAAAAGUAAACAUGUUUUGGAUCACACACUCUUCUUUCUUCCUUCUGGAAUAUAGGGUGGGGUGGGCCAGAGGGGUAAAACAUGCCAUCCUUUUAUAUUUCCUUGAUGCUGUUUACAACAUAGCUUGGUGACACCCAGAGCUAACGCACAUGUUUUCAAAGCUAAUUUACCUGUUGAUAACCAGGUACAGGGACAUUAAAUGUGGAAGCUGUGAUCCUGAAAAGCCUCAGGAGCAGAAUCAGGGACCUAGGAAGCACAGCUUGAAACACAGCAGCCCAGCUGUGUGUGGCCUUGAAAAGACAGCCAUGGAUGAGUUAGUCUAUUGCGCUGGCCCUUUUGAAUACUCGCCUGGGAUUCUGAGAGGCCCAGAUAAAAAAGUAGCAGUUUUAACCACCAGUGUGGAUUGUUUUUUUCCACAAGGCAUUGUACUGGAAGACUUGACUUCUUGUGUAGCAAACAGACUCUUAGAUCAGACAGUAUUGCUUUUAAAUAGGAAGUUGAUAGAUCAGGUGUGAAGAUAAAAUAAUGAAUCUGAUUUUUUGGUGUGGAUUGCAGAAAGAAGCCUAGUCACUUUCAAGUCACAUCACAUAUGUGAUCUGGCCUCUUUUUGGAGAUAUUGACUAUCAGUUUGCAGAUGGUUACUCGGUUCUACCCAACAGAAACUGGAUCUUUCUCUCUCUCACAAGUUUUCUCUGUCACUGUAUUAGUCCGGGUUCUCCAGAGAAACAGAAUCUAUAUCUAUAUCUAUAUCUAUAUCUAUACCCAUCUCU